CUUGGAAGCUACGGCCGCGUCGCUCCGGGUUCGAGAUUUUCGUGUGUUUGGGUAGAAAAUUCGUGAUAUCUGUACAACUCAUCCGUGGAUAAUAUCACACAAAAAUAACGAAAAUAACACAAAUUUAUUAUCAAUACAAAUAAUAUAGUUUAUGUUUUUAUCUGCUGCACAUUCAGUUUGUGACAUGUGGUACGCGACUCGUGCAUUUGUUUCUGAUGUUUACCUACGCUUCGUGUCCGAACAACACACUCGAGGGUGUAUAAAUAAUACACACAUGUUUACGGAUAAUAUUAUAAACUAAAAAUAUACAAAAUAGCGUGUUUCAAAUCAAAUCUGUGCCCAACUAAAAAUAAUCAACAGGAGAACACAAGAAAAAAAUCUAUGUAUGCAGAGAAAUCGAUUAAAAAUUAUAUAAAUAGUGUUUAUUUUGUGCCAGUGCUGAUCGAUUAAAACCCAAACAAAAUAGUGCAAAACGUUAUUUAAUUUGCCAGCAAAAUAACAAGAGAGAGAAAGAGAAACGAAAAAGGAUUGAGGAUUGAAUUUCACCUGAUUUGUAUUGCCACCUCUCGUAUAUAAUUAUAAUCAACGUGAUCACGCGCUCACACCACACCACACACACAAACACAAACGCAAACACACAAGAGGAUACAACAACAACAACGGAUCCAACACCAUAUUCGGCAACAGCAACAACAACACCAGCAAAAGCUUCUUGCAUCCGUUCCGCCCUCCCUGCAAGGAUCAAGUUUGGCCAAAACCCAUAAUUCUGCGUCUGCUUCUUCUACAUUGGGCUCCAUGGUGUCGCCGGCUUGACCGACGCCGCCGCCAUAGUCCCCCCUCUCAGCUGCCUGCUCCUGAACGGGGCGCUAUAAACAAAACCCAAAAGAAGAGAGCACACGAAUCCAGUUCUACAGCGCACACAGCGACAGAGCAAGAAAGAGAGAGAGAUAGAGAGAUACGAUCCCUCCCCUCCUGAGAUCCUGUGCUUUUGUUUUGCUUUUGUUGCCCACUGCUCCGCGUUUAUUGUUUUGUUGCACAGCCCAGAAGAGUGGAGUGUAGAACAGCAGAGAAGGAGCGAGACGAAAGGUGAAGAGAGUGUGCAAAGGAAGACUCUGUGAAAAGAGAGGAGGAAGAACACAAGCACAACACCAACAAAGUUGCAUUGCAGCCGCCUGUCGACUGCCCUUCGCAUCACCGCCCCCCCCGUAUAACAAUCAGACAUGGCGCCGAAAUCCAGAAAGAAGAAGGCUCAUGCCCGCUCCCUGACCUGCUACUGCGAUGGAAGUUGCCCAGGCAAUGUGAGCAAUGGAACCUGCGAGACGCGACCCGGCGGCAGCUGCUUCAGUGCCGUCCAGGAGCUGUACGACGAGACGAGUGGAAUGUACGAGGAAGAGCGCACAUACGGCUGCAUGCCACCCGAAGACAAUGGCGGCCUACUCAUGUGCAAAGUGGCCGCUGUACCGCACCUGCAUGGCAAGAAUAUUGUGUGCUGCGACAAGGAGGAUCUGUGCAAUCGCGACCUGCAUCCCACAUUCACGCCGAAGAUGACAACGCCGGCGCCGGAGCUGCCCGUGAGCAGCGAGUCCGUGCACACGCUGGCCCUGUGCGCCUCCAUCAUUGUGUGCCUGUCCGUGUUCAUGCUGAUUGUGGCGACACUCUGCCUCACGUACAAGCGGCGGGAGAAGCUGCGCAAGCAGCCCCGCCUCAUCAACUCCAUGUACAACUCUCAGCUGUCGCCGCUGUCCCAGCUGGUGGAGCAGAGCUCGGGCUCGGGCUCGGGACUGCCGCUGCUGGUGCAACGGACCAUCGCCAAGCAGAUCCAGAUGGUGCGGCUGGUGGGCAAGGGACGGUACGGUGAGGUGUGGCUGGCCAAGUGGCGGGACGAGCGUGUGGCCGUCAAGACCUUCUUCACCACCGAGGAGGCAUCGUGGUUCCGCGAGACAGAGAUCUAUCAGACAGUCCUCAUGCGCCACGAGAACAUACUCGGCUUCAUUGCGGCCGACAUCAAGGGCAAUGGCAGCUGGACACAGAUGCUGCUGAUCACCGACUACCAUGAGAUGGGCAGCCUGCACGAUUACCUCUCCAUGUCGGUGAUCAAUCCGCAGAAGCUGCAGCUCCUCGCCUACUCCCUGGCCUCGGGCCUGGCCCAUCUGCAUGACGAGAUCUUCGGCACGCCCGGCAAGCCGGCCAUCGCCCAUCGCGACAUCAAGAGCAAGAACAUUCUGGUGAAGCGGAACGGACAGUGCGCCAUCGCGGACUUUGGCCUGGCGGUCAAGUACAACUCGGAGCUGGAUGAGAUUCACAUUGCGCAGAACACACGCGUCGGCACGCGGCGCUACAUGGCGCCCGAGGUGCUCAGCCAGGCCCUGAAUGCCCAGCAGUUCGAGGAGUUCAAGCGGGCCGACAUGUACUCCGUGGGCCUGGUGCUGUGGGAGAUGGCACGCCGCUGCUACACACCCAUUUCGGGCACCAAGACAACCACCUGCGAGGACUAUGCACUGCCCUACCACGAUGUGGUGCCCUCGGAUCCCACCUUCGAGGACAUGCACGCCGUUGUGUGUGUCAAGGGUUUCCGACCGCCAAUACCAGCACGCUGGCAGGAGGACGAUGUCCUCGCCACCAUCUCCAAGAUCAUGCUGGAGUGCUGGCAUCCGAAUCCCACAGUGCGACUGACGGCACUGCGCGUCAAGAAGACGCUGGGACGACUCGAGGCGGACUGCCUCAUCGAUGUGCCCAUGAAGAUUGUCUAGGAGAGGGUCUCCCGUGCCCUAAGUGCAUAUUAAAUAUUAGUUAUGUUGUGUAGUCUCUCGUUCUAGGUUUGACCUAAGUUGCAUUUAGUUUUUCCCUGUUUUUUUCCCGUAAGAAAGGACUCUAGCUGUUAGUUUUUCUUGCUUAGACUUAAGUAAGUUUGUCUUUCUGUCAGAGUUGUUUGCCUAUUGCUAAGGGCAGCGGCACUGAAAUUCUGCCAAUUAUUUCAUUUAAGCGAGUAUCUAAAUAAGUUCUCUUCUGUGUCCCAUUAAGUGCCCAAUGCAAAAAUCUUUGGUUAGAAAAAUGCUUUAACUAUUUGAGAAAUAUUAUAUGCAAAAACACACACACACACACACACACACACUAUAUUCUAUGUGCAAAAAUGCAAAAUUUCGUUGUAAAUUAAUAUUUGUGGUAAAAGUUUAAGUUUUGUGCCAGCUUUGUGUACCGAACUGAUCGGAACAAUUGAGUUAAUGCUGCAUACAUAUAUAUAGUUCUAUGUACUGUUCAUAGUUAAGUGUAUUUAAGUGUAAUCUUUGCCACCGUCUUGUGGCAAGUUACUAAAAUGCUGCCUUAUGUAAAAUCAACACAGAAUUAGUUGCCUUAAGACACGUUGUGUAAAGACAGAAAGAAGUAAGCCAGAAAGCUUACAUGUAGAACGUUCUCUCACCCCUCCAUUUAACUUACAAAAUAUACAUAUAUAUAUAUAUAUAUAUACACUAUAUACCAUGUACUAUGUGGCGAUAUGUGCCUGCAGUUCUUUUGUUUUUUGUUUGAUUCUUUGUAAAUAUGGCAAACAAGUUUUAUGGGCCGCCAAACCUACAGAUUUAUAUAGGAGUAUAUGGUAUAAAUAUAUUAUAUAUAUUAUCGUUAUAAGCGAUGCUGUAAAUACUUACUUAUACGCAAGUAACUCUAGCUCUAACUCUAACUCUAAACUGUUUAACUUAACGAUUAAACGAUUGAGCGAUUGAAUGUGUAA
Messenger RNA from Drosophila guanche, 3727 nucleotides. RefSeq names its product bone morphogenetic protein receptor type-1B (gene tkv). The transcript has 3 exons. The coding region runs from base 1221 to 2750 and encodes 509 amino acids. Gene Ontology annotation, molecular function: transforming growth factor beta receptor activity, type I; SMAD binding; ATP binding. Lineage: Eukaryota; Metazoa; Arthropoda; Insecta; Diptera; Drosophilidae. The record is from RefSeq and is a predicted model, not a curated record. Gene Ontology annotation, biological process: protein phosphorylation; cellular response to growth factor stimulus; BMP signaling pathway. Gene Ontology annotation, cellular component: plasma membrane; signaling receptor complex.